Symbiodinium necroappetens is the source of this 879-nucleotide messenger RNA. The record is from the annotation of a GenBank genome assembly. NCBI's taxonomy places the organism in Eukaryota, Dinophyceae, Suessiales, Symbiodiniaceae.
AUGGAUUUUCGCCGCGUGGAAUCGAAGUAUUGGAAGCAUGCCCUAUGCUGGCAAGCGGCAUUAACCAUUUGCCUGUUGAGCUUUCUCGUGUACCAGAUCUUCGCGAUCAGUACUUCAGCCAGCACUCCACCGGUCGAAUCAACAGUUGAGGCAUGGCAAGGAGCAGGCAUAUGGGCUGUGUGCGGAGGUACACAGUUGCAUGCAGCCGGCUUCACGAUCUUUGAAGGCGAUCGGGAAUCCCGGAAAGAGGUUGAGAAGACUUUUCCUUUUCAGAUGAAUGCAUCUGUGCGGCCUGGCACAGAAUGCAGCAAAAUUGACUUGACAGAACUGAAGUGGGACACAGAAGUCCAACUCAGACUCUGCGGUCAGUCAGACUCCACAGGACAAUCGUUCUACAUAUGGAGCAAUGACCGAUGGAAGUAUGUCGGACACCUUCACCGAAAGGGCGAAAAGGCCCUGUACUCCUAUCGGAGAAGCAAACAUGGGUGGAACUAUGGGUAUUCAUCCGAAGCGAAGGAGUAUCAUGAUCUUAUCGAAGAGGACCGGUGGCCGGCAGACUGGACGGGACCGGACGGUGGAUGCAAGCAUUGGACCUACUUUGGCACUGGCAGAUCUACUCCAGGUGGUGUGUUUGUCAGCAUUCAAACACCAGUCGUACCAGUCAGCUACAAGCAAGGCUUGUUGCCCCAGAUCUUUAAGCUUGGCGGUAACAUUGGUGGCUGGUGGUCAGUGAUGACAUUGGCCUUUUGUGCCCUGUUCUCCAAGAAAGAUCCUGACAGUCCGGUGGCUCAAAUCUAUGAGGCACGCACCUUUGUAGGCGAGCGAGUUCUAUCCAAGUAUCCUUCGUCCCCCCCCGGCAUUAUUCCGUCGACGGAAUAG